UGAACGGUUAACCCAUCAGAAGAGAGAGAAGGAGGAGGAUAUGGCUAGCAAAAUGCUUCGUCUUCAUGCUUGUCUUUUUCUUCUUCUUCUUUCUAUCAAUGGCUUCAUAUGUUCUUCAUCAUCAAAGGUCUAUGUGGUUUACAUGGGAAGCAAAGGAAAUAAUGUCGACCCAGAUGAGAUAUUUAGACAAAACCAUCUUAUCCUAACUCAUAUUCACAAUGGAAGUGCUGAAGAAGCUCAAGCAUCUCAUGUUUAUACCUAUAAACAUGGUUUCAGAGGGUUUGCAGCCAAACUAACAGAGGACCAAGCCAAAGAAAUGGCUACUAUGCCUGAAGUUGUAUCUGUUUUCCCUAAUGAGAAGAGGAGAAUCCAUACAACUCAUUCUUGGGAUUUUAUGGGAUUAAAUAAAGAAGAAGCCAUGGAAAUUCCUCCUUAUUCUACUGAGAAUCAAGUUGAUGUUAUAAUUGGAUUCAUUGAUACGGGGAUUUGGCCGGAAUCUGCUAGUUUUAACGAUGAAGAUAUGCCGCCGGUUCCAGCUGGAUGGAGAGGGCAAUGCCAAAAUGGGGAAGCAUUUAAUGCUUCAUCUUGUAACAGGAAAAUUAUAGGAGCAAGAUAUUAUAUGAGUGGCUUCGAAGCCGAAGAAGACAAAGAAACGACGUCGUUUAGAUCUCCGAGAGACAGUUCAGGUCACGGAACUCACACAGCCUCAACCGCCGCAGGUAGACUAGUAAAUAACAUGAACUACAAUGGCCUGGCCACAGGCGGGGCUCGGGGAGGGGCGCCUAUGGCCAGGAUAGCUGUUUAUAAGACAUGUUGGGAUUCUGGUUGCUACGACGUUGACUUAUUAGCUGCAAUCGAUGAUGCCAUUAGAGAUGGAGUUCACGUACUUUCGCUCUCGUUAGGACCCGAUGCUCCUCAAGGCGAUUAUUUUGGAGACGCCAUAUCAAUUGGAUCGUUUCAUGCGGUUAGUAGAGGGAUAACAGUUGUAGCUUCGGUUGGUAAUGCGGGUUUUUUGGGAUCAGCGACGAAUCUCGCCCCGUGGAUGAUUACGGUUGGGGCGAGUUCGAUGGAUAGAGACUUUGUGGCUGGUAUUGAGCUCGAGAAUGGCUAUAAAUUUACGGGGGAGAGCUUGAGUUCAUUUGAGAUGAAGGAAUUUAAGAAGAUCAUAUCAGCUUCUGAAGCAAAUGCUGGGUAUUUCACCCCUUAUCAAUCCAGCUUCUGUUUAGAGAGUUCUUUAAACAGUACAAAGGCUAAAGGGAAGAUUUUGGUAUGCCAACAUUCGGGUAGUUCAUCGGAGUCGAAGCUAGCGAAAAGCAAAGAAGUGAAGAAAGCUGGAGGAAUUGGAAUGAUUCUCGUAGACGAUGUAAAUAAGGAAGUUGCUAUUCCUUUUGUAAUUCCAGCAGCUACGGUUGGGAAAAAUAUUGGCGAUAAGAUAUUGGCUUAUGUUAAUAAUAAUACACGGUUUGCUAGAGCUCGUAUAUUGUCUGCCAAGACGGUUUUUGGUUCAAAAUUGGCACCGAGAAUAGCUUCAUUUUCGUCGAAAGGACCGAAUUCCUUGACACCCGAGAUUCUAAAGCCUGAUAUAACUGCUCCUGGAUUGAAUAUACUGGCUGCUUGGUCUCCAGCAAAUGGAAAAAUGAAUUCAAAUAUUUUAUCGGGGACUUCAAUGGCUUGUCCUCAUGUAACGGGGAUCGUCGCUUUGAUCAAAGCUGUUCAUCCAUCGUGGUCUCCUUCUGCGAUCAAAUCGGCUAUAAUGACAACUGCUAGGGUCAGAGAUAAGUACCGAGAGCCCAUCACAGUUGAUCCCGAAGGAAGAAAAGCGAAUGCAUUCGAUUACGGAGCUGGCUUCACAAAUCCAACCAAAGUCCUAAGCCCGGGUCUCAUAUACGACGCCCAAGCAUCCGACUACAUAUCAUUUCUUUGCUCAAUCGGAUAUGAUCAACGAAAACUUCACCUAAUCACAAGAGACAACAGCAGUUGUGACAGUUACCCAUCUUUAUCAUCAUCUGCAACUAACCUUAAUCAACCGUCGAUCACCGUACCCAAUCUGAGAGGAAACAUAUCAAUAAAUCGAACGGUGAAAAACAUCGGAGAUCCAAAGAGCGUUUAUAGAGCAGUUGUGUAUCCGCCUGAAGGGAUUAAUGUAACUGUUUUUCCAAAACGGUUGGCUUUCAGUAGAUACGGGCAGAAGAUGAACUUUUCAGUUUAUUUCAACGUUGAAGAACCAAUAGAAGGAUACAGGUUCGGGUUCUUGACAUGGAGAAAUAGACAAACGCGAGUUACUGUUCCAUUGGUUGUCCGAGCCUCGAAUUCAGGUUCGGGUUUGCUAAGAUAAAAAGUUUGGGAAUUGUUUUGUUAGUAGUCAUCAGUAAAGAACAAAAGAUUGUAAUUUGAUAUUUUCUAUAUAAGCCAUGUUUACAGACACAAAAUAAACCUUAAAGAGAAACAAAACAGCAAAUCU
Molecule: messenger RNA, 2461 nt
Organism: Impatiens glandulifera
Lineage: Eukaryota; Viridiplantae; Streptophyta; Magnoliopsida; Ericales; Balsaminaceae
Product: subtilisin-like serine-protease S
Exons: 10
Coding region: 41-2335 (764 amino acids)
Biological process (GO): proteolysis
Molecular function (GO): serine-type endopeptidase activity
Source: RefSeq, a predicted model, not a curated record